GUUCCAGGCCGCUUGUGAGGAUUAAAGGUGAAGUGCGCGCGCACAGGUGAGCGGAGACAAGCGCGCGCCAGCCUCUAUAAUAAACAGAGCAGAACCAGAACCAGGAGCGGACUGGAUCUUCAUUUCAGCACCAGACAGUCUGAGUGUGAGGAAAGAGUGUGUGUGUGUGUGUUUUUGUGUGAGAGAGAGAGAGAGAGAGAGAGAGAGGGAUGAGUGUGGUGGUGAGCAGUAAUACACAGGAGGAGUAUGAGGACGACUUUGAGAAGGAUCUGGACUGGCUGAUCAGCGAGGAGAGCAAGAGCGAGGACCAGGAUGAUGAAGAUAUUGAAGCUCAGAUAGACAGAGAGCUGGAGGAGGAUGAGGAGGGUGAGAGGGAUGCUGAUGAAGGGCGGAGGAAGAAGGACAUAGAUGAUGACGGAGAAGAAGAAAGAUGGCCAACGCCCAUGGAUCCAUUAGAGGGCCCAUUCGAUCAUGAGGGUGAAUUUCCUUCUGACCAGGCUGAAGAUGAUGAAGAUCUGGAAGAAGAGAAGAAGAUGAUGCAGCAGAAGAUCGAGCAGGCUAACAGGCAGCUGCGCGAUCAAGAGGCUCCAGAUCAGACUCGCCGCAGACGCCUUCAGUUUAAGGACACUCUGGUGGACCUGGUGGUGCCGGCUCAGGACUACAGCUCCAACAGCCUGGAGAGACCUGUCACAUCUCCUACUGUGCCAAGGGUGGACUCUGAGGUGGACGGAGAUGUCUCGGGUCAGAUGCUGAAGCUGAGGAUCUCUCCGCGGGAGGAGAGCGAGGCAGCGGAUGGAGGGAGAGAGGGAGCGAGGGAGGGACGAGUGCUGGUGGAAAAGGAUGGGAAGUUUGAUCUGGUCAGUCUGAAAGAGGUGGAGAGUCAGGGCCUGCUGCCACCUUUACCCUGCAUCGCUAGUGACAGUCACCGAAGCUCCUCACGCCAGUCAGAACCCAGCAAAAGCUCUUCCUCCUCUCUGAGCCCCACAGCUCCAGAACCUCUAUUCACUCCCAAACCUCCCCCACGGCCCAGAGUCCGGCCCAACUCGGCCAGCCACACGCAGAGGGCAGCGGGCCGGCCGGGCAGCAAGCGCAGGGUUCAGUCCGCCAACGGAGCGCCAACGUACGCCACCUUCACCCUCUCCCCACAGCAGAAACAGCUCCUCACCAAACAGCAGCAGAGGAGAGAGAGGCUGGCCCGAGAGGAGGAAGAGCGGCGCCGUGAGGAAGAGGACCAGAAGCGGCAGGAGAACGAGCUGGCGUUCCGGGCGUGGCUGCUGAAGAAGAGGCAGCAGCUGCAGGAGGAGAAGAGGGUAGAGAGGGCUCAGGAGAUGGAGAAGAUGAGCGGCAAGAAGGUCUGCAGUGAUCCGGAGGAUGCGUUUCAGCUCUGGCUGCAGAGGAAGCAGGAGCAGCAGCUGAAAGAGAAGCAGCUGGAGGAGAUGAAGAAGCUGGAGGAGGAGAGCACCAUCUACAUCCACAGACCAGAGGAGUGUGACAAGGCUUUUAGACUGUGGCUGAAGCGGAAGCGUUUGGAGAAGCGGGCGGAGCAGCAGGCCGCUCGAGAGCGCUCCCGCAGGCUGGUGCUGGAAGAGCGACGGGCCAGACGCAUGCGGGACAUCCUCAGCACCGUCAACGAAAUCCAGGCCUUCCGAUUCAAUGACCCGUACAGCUACUGAACUGCUUUUGGACCACAGUCACCAUAGCUACCUUCACCGAUGUUCCUCAGGUCAAAGGUCAUUACGGCUACCAUAACCGAGGUCCCUCAGACCAAAUGUCAUUAUGGCUACCAUAACUGAGGUUCUGUAGGUUCAUGAGCAUCACAAAUACCUUAAAAUAGCUCGUACAGUUCUACAUUCAUCAUGGCUAUCAUAACCCGAAGUCCUUUAAAUCCAUGGUUACCGGGCUCACUACUGUAUAAGUGAGCUUCUAAAGUAACACAGUCUUCAUAAAUACAAUAACCACAAGCUCCAUGCUCCUUCCUUUCCUCAACUGCUGCGGUUACUACACUCAUCGCCAAAGAAAUGGUUGCAAAAAUAGUUGCACCUAGAAGGAAGUGUCAGAUUGUAACGCUAUGAGCAUGCAAGAUAACAGUUUCCAGGAACAAUAAAUUAUUAAAAAUGUAGACUGAAA
This is a messenger RNA of Astyanax mexicanus (Mexican tetra), 2127 nucleotides long. It is a transcript of the gene ccdc181, whose product is annotated as coiled-coil domain containing 181. The transcript is spliced from 8 exons. The record is from RefSeq and is a predicted model, not a curated record. Lineage: Eukaryota; Metazoa; Chordata; Actinopteri; Characiformes; Acestrorhamphidae. Gene Ontology annotation, molecular function: microtubule binding. The coding region runs from base 210 to 1673 and encodes 487 amino acids.